AUCUCUCGAGCUGUAUUGGAUGUUGUGUGUAUCAUGAAUUGUGUAAGGCCAGUCGGAAUACAGAACAGGAUAUUAUGCUUCUUCGUAGUGACUGCGAAGCCGGAAGUGCUUCAGGCAGAAGAAAGCUACACCGGGAUAUACUACUGGAUCGAUCAGCCUGGUCGACUCUCAGUCUCAACGAAGGACCCGGCAUACAAUACAUAUCCAUUGCAGUUGCUCCAGACGGCGGUAAUAGACGCAAGCCUACAUUUGAGCGAUGAUCGAUUACAGUCUCUAUCUGGUUACCUCAUCGGAGGAUCUUCCAGCCGGUGCGACGGUGGAGUCGACCGUCCGAGAGGCCGUCCGCGCCGGGGUGAAGAUCGUCCAGCUCAGGGAGAAGAAUCUAUCGACCAAGCUCUUCCUGGAGCGUGCCAAGGCACUACGCGAGAUCUGUCAACCACCCGUCAAGCUGAUCAUCAACGACCGAAUCGAUAUUGCUCAUGCGUCUAAUGCCGAUGGGGUUCAUUUGGGACAGGAUGAUAUGCCUCUAUUGGACGCUCAGAAUAUCUUCCGUGUCCAAGAGAUUAUCGGAAUCAGCGUCAAUACCGUCGAAGAGGCUGUGGCCGCCGUCAGAACCGGCGCUUCUUAUCUGGGCGUUGGAACUUGCUGGCCAACUGGAACCAAAUCGAUUCCAGAACAUAAAAUCAUUGGCCCUAGAGGAAUCAAAACCAUCCGUGACGAACUGGAUCGUUUGGGAUUAUCCGUCCCCUUGGUCGCGAUCGGUGGAAUCAAUGCGACAAAUUUGAUUCGGACGCUAUACGGCUGCACAUCUAACCAUCUCUACACGGAUAGAUAUGCUGAAUCUCCAAUCGGCGUGGCGGUCGUUUCGGCGAUCAUGAAAUCACCCGAUCCAUACCAGUCGACUCAAACCUUGAAAAACAUGAUACAAGAGUUCAAAGGUUGGCUCAGAGCUCCUGCGGAGCCAUUCAGCAAUCCUCAGGUCAAGAUACAACUGAAGUUGGCAGUCGCAAUGAUGAAGUUCCACAGCAAGACUUCGACUCCAUUGAUUCACCAUAUCACCAACACCGUGGUCCAGAACGAUUGCGCAAAUUUGACCUUGGCUUACGGCUGCUCUCCGAUCAUGUCUUCAAAUCUGAAUGAGAUGGAAGACUUGGUCAACCUCACAACUGGCUCCUUGGUCCUCAACCUCGGCACUUUUGAUGACAAUCAAGUCCGGGCCAUGAAAUUGGCAGGCCGUCAGGCUAAUCUGACCGGCAAACCCGUCAUCUUUGAUCCCGUUGGCGUCGGUGCAAGUCGAGAAAGGAAAAAGAAGGCGAAUGAAAUUUUAAACGCCGUCCAAAUGUCUGUGAUCAAAGGUAACCAAGCCGAGAUUGCAAGCUUAGCAAGAUUCAACAGUAACGGGGUAAGUUCAUGUGGGGUUGAUUCGAGUGGAGAGGUGGAAGAACCAGCCCUGUUGGUCAAACAUCUGGCCCGACAAGAACUUUGUGUUGUUGUGAUGACUGGCAAGACCGAUUGGGUCUCCGAUGGAACUCAUGUAUUCCGACUCAAUAAUGGCGUCAGUGAGCUUUCCGGUAUCACUGGGAGCGGAUGCAUGACAGGAACUUCGAUCGGUUGUUUUGCUUCGUUGGCCCAGCAAGAAGUUGUCAAAGAUACCCACUCAGGCUUACUGCUAAACCUAAAAAAUAUACAUCACGACUUUGGCGAAACUCUGCUGGCAUCUAUUUUGGGAAUCUCUACGAUCAAUGUGGUGGCUGAAAUGGUUCAUCAGGUGGAGCACGAAAAGCUGGAACAUGGUCCAAUGAACCUGAAAAUCAAAAUAAUGGAUAGGAUCUCUUUGUCGCGUCAAAUCGAGCCCUUCUGGCAAGCGAUUCAUGCAGACAUCAAGCUUUCCUCGGAUUUCUUUCACGACGAUGUUGCCCAUCAUGACGAGGCUUCCUCGAAUGGCGCAACGAGAACGGAGUAGUCUUGCCCCCCCUUGAGAGUGACUCCGUGGUGGCCUGGAGUGUCAAGCCCUCUGAAUCGGCUGGGUGAUCAUGAUAAUGGGGAUAUCUUUGUCUGAUGCAAUUGAUGAUCUUUGGUCAGAUACAGUUUGUUGACCUUCUCCAAGAGAAAGCACAAUGGCUUCAGCUGUAAAGCUUCAUGCUGAGACCCAUCAUGUCCCAAAUUCAACUCGGCACUCUUGAUAUGUAUAUAUGUAUUGUAGUUAGUGGAACUGCUUUUUCUUG
Messenger RNA from Puccinia graminis f. sp. tritici CRL 75-36-700-3, 2225 nucleotides. RefSeq lists its product as uncharacterized. The transcript has 8 exons. Lineage: Eukaryota; Fungi; Basidiomycota; Pucciniomycetes; Pucciniales; Pucciniaceae. Gene Ontology annotation, molecular function: thiamine-phosphate diphosphorylase activity; hydroxyethylthiazole kinase activity; magnesium ion binding. The record is from RefSeq and is a predicted model, not a curated record. Gene Ontology annotation, cellular component: cytoplasm. Bases 257 to 1963 code for a protein of 568 amino acids. Gene Ontology annotation, biological process: thiamine biosynthetic process.